Physeter macrocephalus (sperm whale) is the source of this 955-nucleotide messenger RNA. The record is from the annotation of a RefSeq genome assembly. NCBI's taxonomy places the organism in Eukaryota, Metazoa, Chordata, Mammalia, Artiodactyla, Physeteridae.
AUGUUUAUAAUUAACAUCCUAAUACUCACCCUCCCCAUUCUCCUAGCCGUGGCAUUCCUAACCUUAGUAGAACGUAAAACCCUGGGGUAUAUACAGCUCCGAAAAGGACCAAACAUUGUCGGCCCACAUGGCUUACUCCAACCCUUCGCCGACGCAAUUAAACUAUUCACCAAAGAACCCCUACGUCCAGCCACAUCCUCCACCACCAUAUUCAUCAUCGCACCCAUACUAGCCCUAAUCCUAGCCCUCACGAUAUGAAGCCCCCUGCCCAUACCAUAUCCCCUCAUCAACAUACACCUAGGAAUCCUAUUUAUACUAGCAAUAUCCAGCCUGACUGUUUAUUCCAUUCUAUGAUCCGGCUGAGCCUCCAACUCAAAAUAUGCACUAAUCGGAGCUCUCCGAGCAGUAGCACAAACAAUCUCAUACGAAGUGACACUAGCCAUCAUCCUCCUAUCAGUCUUACUAAUAAGCGGCUCCUUCACCCUAUCAGCACUAGCCACAACCCAAGAACAACUUUGACUGCUCUUGCCCCUAUGACCACUAACCAUAAUAUGAUUUAUCUCUACCCUCGCAGAAACUAACCGAGCCCCCUUCGACCUCACAGAAGGAGAAUCAGAGCUGGUCUCUGGCUUCAACGUAGAAUAUGCAGCAGGCCCCUUCGCCCUCUUCUUCCUAGCAGAAUAUGCUAACAUCAUCAUAAUAAAUAUACUCUCAACCAUCCUAUUCCUAGGAACAUACCACAAUCCUUACACACCAGAACUACACACAACAAAUCUCAUCCUCAAAACACUACUACUUACAAUAUCUUUCCUAUGAAUCCGAGCAUCCUACCCCCGAUUCCGAUAUGAUCAACUGAUACACCUACUCUGAAAAAGUUUUCUCCCCCUAGCACUAGCCCUCUGCAUAUGACACAUCUCAUUACCCAUCAUAACAGCAGGAACCCCCCCUCAAACAU